AUGGAGUUAGGCUCAGUAUCUGUAUCAAAAGGAAAAACCAGUGGUAUUGACAAAGCUAUCGAAACUUUAUCCGAAUCAUUUCAAAAAAUUACACCUUUCGAAAAAUAUGUCAUUGCCAGUAAUUACCAGCAAAGCUACUUCUACCAUGUCAGAAGGACCCCAGUGCUAUGCGAGGAAUAUCAAAAGAUGCAAAAUCUACGCAAGCGAAAGGCUUUCUUAACAUUUAAAAAGAUUUGUGCUAGCCACUUAUCGAUUGCUAGUAAAUUCAUGAGAGAAUGCGAAUCCAUUGGCAAAAGUAGCUUGCGGUUAUUAUUAAAAAUCGAUAAUUCUUUCAAGAAGAGUGACCGCAGUUGGCUUGACCAAUGCCAUUUCGAUGUCGGUGUACUGUUAUGUGAAGAAGCCAAUACACAUGAUCAUUUAUGUCAUAUACAAGUUAUUAAAGGUAAAAUUAGCGAAGAUCGUUGGCUGGAUCAUUAUUUACCGCUAUUGACUGACGAGUUAAAGAGUACAGAAAGUCUUUUACGAAUUAUUAGAAAUCGUACCAUUUGGUGGCUAAGAAAAGUUAUUGAAAUCAAAUUACAAAUAUUAGGCUACGUUGAUAGCGAAGAAGUUAGCUCUGUAAGCCUGCAUUUAUUAUUUCAAAGCGUAGAAAUGUUUAAUAGAUUAGUGAAAAGAUAUCGACGCUUUGUAUCAAAUGAUAGCCAAUAUAAGACUGGUAAAUUUCUACACUGGAUGACUGAAAUUGGUAGAUCGUUUACUUUACGCGAUGUCUUAAGCCUGAUCAUUAGUCGUAGAGCUCACCAGUGGUACGACUACUUACAUAGUAAUUGUAACGCUAGAUUAUUUGCGGAAGGAGAUCGUAAAGUAAUCCCCAAUGAUGAAAAUUUUAUGGUUAAAGGAAUUAAUAAGGAGAGAUCAUUCAGUGCUACGGUAGUAGCCUCUUUAGCAGCCUCAACAACGUUAUUAAGGAAAUAUCGAAACCGCCGGCGAACAGAUUCAAGCAUGAGUGAUUCUGGUGUCUUUAAUGCUAAUAUUGUCAACCAAACGGAAUGCUUUAAUGAUGCCUCUCAUUCACCAUUGAAAAAACAAGUCAGUUGGAGUGAUAUCGCGAUCAAGGAAGAGGGCAAACAAGAAAUCUAUGACAGUUAUCUGGCAUUACUCUGGCAACAGCUGGUUUUAUACUAUCACAGCUAUUGCUGUAAAUUACCACUAAUUCCCAUUACUACAAAGAAGAAAAUACUAAAAAUGAAUAUAUCACCGUUGAUAAUACAACCUGAAAGUACUUAUAAUAGACUCAUAGAGAUUUUACAAGUUCCUAAUCAGAUCGCUGGUACCAGUCUUCGAACAGCAUUUCAGCUGCAUGAUUUGUCAUUUUUCAUCCAUCAACUGUAUAUGUCAUACCGAUGGGAUGAAGCUUAUUUCCAAGCAGUUGCUGGGUCAUUGGUGGAUAAAAAUUGUAGAAGAAAUCUAGCUUCUGAUGACAUUAAUACUCCAACGUGUAAAUUGUUUCAAGUUCCUUUGAGCAUCAUCUUGUCAACAUUAAGGACAUACUUGCCGGUUGUUUCAUCCUUUAUUGAAUCCGAUGAGACCAACGUAAACAACUAUCAUUCGGUUGUGCACUUCUUGAACAUAAUCAAUCCUACUCUAUGCCGCCUUGUGGCUACUAUAAAUUCUAUUUUGAUUUGGCUUCAAAGAGAUGCCGGUCGAUACUUUUCCAAUUGGGAUCUACCAAAUUUAGUUGCUAUUUGGAAAUCUGAUUUAAAAGUUAUUCUUGAUGACGUAAAAAGUUGCAUUGAUGUUGGUGAAUCUCUUUGUAGCAGCAUUGCAAAUUACGAUUAUAAGAAUUGGUUAACUGAUCGCUGCACUUGGUUGCUAUGCAUUACACGAGAAUAUUUUGCUGCUUUACAGGCCUUCUCCAGUAAAAUGGAUAUAAAUUAUAAAAAUGAUUGUUAUAAGUUAACUUCCGAAAUUUGGGAACAAGUAAUGCCGAAACAGAAGAAGUGGAGACUCAGGCACAUAGACAAUGUAAAGCCAAAUACAUAUGUUGAUUCUGUAUUGGAGACCACGGUUAAGCCUGUAGUGCAAGGUGUGCAGAAGAUUACCGACGAAAAUCAGUAUGAUGUGAUAGCUUUAACUGUGGAGGCUGUAAUGAGUUCAUGGACAAAUUACAUUCUUAAGGAAGAUAUAAAAUUCAGCGUUGCUGGAGCAAAGCAGCUACAAGCCGAUUUUAUGUCGGUACCAUACUAUUUAAAGCAAGAAAAUGCUGGAUUGAAUCCAAGUGUGCGUGCACAAAUCGAACAGUUACCUUCGAUUAGAAUGUGCAUGAGAGUAAUUGAAAUUCUAAUGCAACAACCAGAAAAACGAGAACCGACUACAACGCUGGAGGUAGAGACAGCAAGUGGUGCUUUGAGUGGAUCAGUUGCUAGCUCUGUCAGUAGUGGACAACAAGAAGGGACGAGAAUACCGGCUAAUGAUGACAAUGAGAUUGAUACGAUAAAAUGGAAGAAUUUAAGAGUUGAUCGUAGUCAAAAUAUCUUCCAGAAACAUGUCAGUGGAGUCUUAUGUACAAAAACUAUCAACGUCGUAGAUUAA
Messenger RNA from Trichoplax adhaerens, 2592 nucleotides. RefSeq lists its product as uncharacterized. The transcript has 7 exons. Bases 1 to 2592 code for a protein of 863 amino acids. The record is from RefSeq and is a predicted model, not a curated record. NCBI's taxonomy places the organism in Eukaryota, Metazoa, Placozoa, Uniplacotomia, Trichoplacea, Trichoplacidae.